AUGGAGUCCUCCAAGAUCCCCGAUUUCUUGGCCGAGCAGCAAGCGCAAGGCACCCCGGAGACACAGACCUACUUCCUGACCUUCGAAGACUUCUGGGAGCGCAAGCUAUGGCACCAGCUGACCGAUGCACUGGUGGAGUUCUUCCGUCUACCAGAGAGUGCUCCCCAACGCUUAGCUAUCUUCAAGACCUUCGUCCUCAGCUUCGCGGAUCGGAUCAACCAACUUAAGUUCGUGGGUUUGGGGUUGAUGGCAUCAACGGAAUGUGCUGAUGAUAAAGAACGCCUCGCCUUCCUCACAUCCCUCGCCGACAAGGUUGACAAGCCCGAAUCACAAGAUGCGUACGUCUAUGCGCUGGCCGAAGCUGCCAACGUCAAGCUGCGGCUACCAGACUUUGAUGGCGCACAGAAGGACCUGGCGUCCUGUCAAACAGCCCUGGACUCGUUCGACUCGGUCGAGACCGUUGUGCAUGCGUCAUUCUACAAAGUCAACGCCGACUACUACCACGCUAAACAAGAAUUCGCUUCCUUCUACAAAAACGCCCUCCUAUAUUUGGCCUGUAUCGACCUCGAAGAACUUCCCGAGAGCGAGCGCGUCUCGCGUGCCUACAACCUCAGCGUCGCCGCACUAGUCUCCGACUCCAUCUAUAACUUCGGCGAGCUCCUCCUGCACCCGAUCCUGGACUCCUUGACUGAGACCCCGCACAAUUGGCUGCGCGACCUCCUCUUCGCCUUCAACCGGGGCGACCUGACCGCCUACGAUGUCCUCGCCGGGAACAUCAGCAAGAACAAGCUGCUCGAGUCACACCGCCAGUUCCUGUAUCAGAAGAUUUCGCUGUCCGCGCUGACGGAGAUGGUCUUCCGGCGUCCGCCGCAUGACCGCUCCCUCGCGUUCACUGCUAUCGCCUCCGAGACGAAGGUGCAGCCCGAUGAGAUCGAGCAUCUGGUGAUGAAGGCGCUGUCCUUGGGCUUGCUAAAGGGUUCAAUUGAUCAGGUCGCGCAGGUUGCACAGAUUCACUGGGUACAGCCCAAGGUGUUGGAUAUGAAGCAGAUCGAUGGCAUGCGGAACCGCUUGAAGGACUGGGAUGCCGGUGUGAAUCAGCUUGGUCAUUGGAUUGAGGGUGUUGGCAAGGAUGUCUGGGCUGCAUAG
Molecule: messenger RNA, 1146 nt
Organism: Penicillium macrosclerotiorum
Lineage: Eukaryota; Fungi; Ascomycota; Eurotiomycetes; Eurotiales; Aspergillaceae
Product: proteasome regulatory particle lid subunit RPN9
Exons: 3
Coding region: 1-1146 (381 amino acids)
Biological process (GO): ubiquitin-dependent protein catabolic process
Cellular component (GO): proteasome regulatory particle, lid subcomplex; nucleus; cytosol
Molecular function (GO): structural molecule activity
Source: RefSeq, a predicted model, not a curated record